AUCAGUUGAUUCCCUUCAAUUUUAUUAAUUAUAAUUUUCAAUUUUAUUGCUUCGGUUAAUUCUAGGGUCUGCAUUUUUAAUAAAUUAAUUAAUUAAUUAUUGGCAUACAACUUUGAUCAAUCAGUUGAUAAUACUGAAUGUUAUAUAUUUGUUAUUGAUUCAUUUGCAUGUUUUUUUUUUUCAUUUAUUUGUAUGAUUGAUGAAAGAUUUUUGAAAUUAUGUGGGAAAGCUUGUUAGAUUUUUUUGAAUUCUUUUUUUUUUUUUUUAAAGUUGAAAAGGGAGUUCACCGGUUGAUGUAGGUCAUUACCGGAUUUUUUACCUUUGACCAAGGUUUCAGUACCUUCUUUGCAAUUAUUGUAACUUCAGUACCUUGUUUGCAACUUUUGCCAAAUUUCAGUACAUUUCUUUUGUAUUUACUCACAUAAUAUUUGAAUAAGUUAUCACAUUUGACAUUUCUAUUUCAAAAAAACUUAUAAUAAGUUUAUUACGAUUAUACCCUUAAAACCCGAUCAAUAUAGUCCCACAGCAUACCCUUAAAAUUGAAACCUCCAAGUUGAGGCAAUCAAUACAACUUGACAUUAGAAAAGUUCAAAUCAUCUCCAACCAUGUCCUAAUUUUUUACACCCUGUUUUUUCAUUUUAUAACCAUAUUGUAUAUUUUUGUAUGACUAUUACAGUGAUAAACCAACUCCCUUAUAUUCAGAUCACCUUUGUUAACAGACUCUCUUGCCCUCUUUUUCACCUUUCUCUCUCCUACGUGGCUUCCUCCCUCCACCUCAGCUGCUCCUUCUUUCUUUCUCCUCUAUAAAUUUCAUUUUUCUGGGUUUUUUUUUUCUUCGUCACAGUUCAUCAAUUUUCAGAUUCUUUUCCUUUUCUAUUUUCUUUUCUUGAUUUUUAAUUUUUCUGGGUAGAAUUUUGUUCUUAUCCAAAAAUUUACCUCAUUCUUUCCGUGACUUGAUUGGCUUAAACACAAACAAUUAUACUUCCCACAUUCGGUCAAAAUCUUUAUUUUCAUUUUUUCUUUUAUAUAUACUACUUCGUAUAAUAUUCUGAAGAAAUCAAAUUAUUCAGAACAAAUGUUGGACGGAAUUUUUCGCAGUAAUUUCAGAACCAAAUGCAAAUCGUUGUUGAGUCGCACAAAAACGCGAUUAGAGGUGAUAAAGAAGAGACGCAAUGCAAUGCAGAGGUUUUUGAAGAAAGAUAUAGCUGAGCUUUUGAAAAGUAACCUCGAUCGUAAUGCCUAUGGCAGGAAAACUGGAGUUAUAGCUUUUUUAUGGAGUCGUCUCGAAUGGGCGAAUGUUUUAUCUAUGGCAGAAGGGCUAUAUGUCGAGUUAAACCUGUCUUUGUGUUACGGGUACGUAGAGCAAUGUUGCACCUGCAUCAUCGAAAAUCUUAAGGAAAUGCACAGGCAAAGUGAGUGCCCUGAAGAAUGCAGAGUUGCCGUGGCAUCUUUGAUACACGCUGCAGCUAGAUUUUCUGAUCUGCCUGAAUUGCGUGAGCUAAGAAAUCUAUUCUAUGACAAAUAUGGGAAAGCAUUAGAGCCAUUCACCAGUAAAGAGUUCACGGAGAACUUAUUGUCGAGACCUCCUUCAACACAAAUGAAGCUGCAAUUGAUGCAAGAAAUAGCACAAGAAUUCUCCGUGCCAUGGGAUCCUGUACAAUUGGAGCAGCAACUGCAAAGUUCUAGCCUUCCUACUCAAGCAAAACCUGCAAAAACUGCUUCUGUAAAUGGGGCUAGUGAUGGCCAAACAUUGUUCAGGAACAAGUCUACCACAGAUCUAGUGAAAGGAAAACAAGUUGAUGGUGUCAAACAGAAUAAUGAAGAGCAGACUCUUCCAGUUAAAUCCAGAAGGCGCAACUCUUGCACAGGACUGAAAGAAAACAUUGCAGAGGAAUCACAGGAAGAAAAUAGCAUGCAAGAAGAAAAAAUUCCAAACAAUGCUUAUAGAAAGCCGUUCACUAAUAGAAUCAUUCCUGCUCCUUACAUCAAAUCCAGUAAUAAUACAGACGAAGAUAAUAAUCAGAAGAAUGAGGUUGAUGACUUGAUUGGCAAAACUAAAGCAAGACCAAGAUCAGUGAGAACAAAGUUCUUGAAGCCAUCAACAAGCACUGCGAGCACAACCAGAAAUGCUGAGCAUGAGAUUGAUCCAAGGGGUAGCUUAAGUGCGAGGGUCACAGAUUCAAGGAGAUACGAUCUUGAUCUAGAUGAUGAUGAUGAAGAGGAAGAAGCAAAACUCGAUAAGUUUUUGACUCAAUUCGGUAAAAAAAAGGUACCAGAUAGUGCUCCAGCUGCUCUAAGAAAAGAAGAUAGUGGAACACCAAAAUCUGAGCUGCCUCUACCUCCAGGUAGACGAAGAUACUUUUCUUCUGAGCCUGAUCAGCCUGCAUCUCCAAAAAUUAAGGAAGCAAACGACAGUCAAAGGAAACCGGACAAGAGUAUAUCUCUUCCACCAGAUCAGCAGCAGUCUGAAUCGCUUAAAACUUCAAUUAGACACGUAAGAUCUUCUUCAUAUGUCAAUGACGGGCAUGUGCAUCCAAGGAUGCCAGAAUUUGAUGAUUUAGCAGAAAGGAUAGCUGUCCUGAAAAAUGUACAAGGUGAUUUUGAAUUGUAAAGAUAAGAUGCUGGUCCUUUUUACCUAUAAAAACUUUUAGCUUUUGAACCUUGUUACACAUUUGUAGGAAGAAGUAUACUAGUCUUUGGUUCUCUGUAAAUUUUUAUUUUUUAUUUUUCCUGGGUUCUGAACUGUGUAAAUUUGCUUAAUUCAGUUCAAUAAAAUCCAUGCAGAUGGGCAUUCUUUGAAA
Molecule: messenger RNA, 2801 nt
Organism: Chenopodium quinoa (quinoa)
Lineage: Eukaryota; Viridiplantae; Streptophyta; Magnoliopsida; Caryophyllales; Amaranthaceae
Product: IST1-like protein
Exons: 7
Coding region: 1076-2611 (511 amino acids)
Biological process (GO): protein transport
Source: RefSeq, a predicted model, not a curated record